Malaclemys terrapin pileata is the source of this 7883-nucleotide messenger RNA. Its product is annotated as phosphoribosylformylglycinamidine synthase-like. Gene Ontology annotation, biological process: 'de novo' IMP biosynthetic process. Gene Ontology annotation, molecular function: phosphoribosylformylglycinamidine synthase activity. NCBI's taxonomy places the organism in Eukaryota, Metazoa, Chordata, Testudines, Emydidae. The record is from RefSeq and is a predicted model, not a curated record. The transcript is spliced from 32 exons. Bases 244 to 4338 code for a protein of 1364 amino acids.
CCCACCGCGCAUGCGCGCCGCCACUGCCCCCGGCCACGAGGUUCCGGCGUCCCCCAGCGCGGGAAAGGGGGUUCGAAUCGGCAGAGGCCUGGCCUUCGACUCCUGGGACCUGGAUUUCUACACUGAGCUCUUCAAGAGAUUCGGGCGCAACCCGACCAGCGUGGAGUGCUUCGACCUGGCCCAGUCCAACAGGGUUGGCCCUGUUCAGCGGUGCCAAGACAGGGACGGGCAGGCGGAUCCUGGAUGUGCAGUGCACAGGGCAUGGGGCCCACGUCAUCACCGGCACGGAAACUUGCCAUUUCAGCUUCGGAAACCUGCACAUCCCUGGACCCAGCAAUGAUGGUGCUGCACUACUACCAGCGCCCCGGGGCGGAGAGCGUGCCUGUCUCCCUGCUGCGCUCGGCCCAGGCGGUGCUGGGGGGCGUCUGCGCCCUGCACAGGGAGCUGUGCUAUAACGUCAGCUGGACAGGCGCGUUGCCCCCCAACCCCCAGGAGACCCAGCUGCUGCACUGGCUCUUCGGCUGCCCUUUGGAAUCCGGAGACGUUGCCACAGAGUCCUUCCUGCGCCCAGCGCCCACCGACCUGCUGAUAGAGAUCGGGCCACGGCUGAACUUCUCCACGGCGUUCUCCACCAACGUGGUGUCCGUGUGCCGGGCCGCGGGGCUGGGCUGCGUUGACCGUGUUGAGCGCUCCCAUCGCUACCUGCUGCAGUGUGCCGAGCGCCCCACGCCCCCCGAGGAGGACGCCUUGGUGGCGGUGCUCAGUGACCGGAUGACGGAGCAACGCUACAAGGAACCAAUCCGCAGCUUCACCGUGGCCGCCUGCCCUGCCCCCACCUGGGAUGUGGAUGUGCUGGCGGGGGGGCGCACUGCGCUGGAGAGAGCCAGCCAGGAGCUGGGCCUGGCCUUCGACUCCUGGGACCUGGAUUUCUACACUGAGCUCUUCAAGAGAUUCGGGCGCAACCCGACCUGUGUGGAGUGCUUCGACCUGGCCCAGUCCAACAGUGAGCACAGCCGACACUGGUUCUUCAAAGGGCGCCUCCUGGUGGAUGGGAAGGAGAUCGGGGAGUCGCUGUUCGAGUCCAUCAUGCGGACCCAGGAGAGCAGCAACCCCAACAACGUCAUCAAGUUCUCGGACAACAGCAGUGCUAUCCAGGGCAGGGCCGUCUGUUCCCUGUGGCCCCGCGACCCAUCCCGCCCCAGCCGCUUUGAGAAGAGAACGUCGACCCGGCACGUCAUCUUCACUGCAGAGACCCACAACUUCCCCACGGGGGUGGCCCCAUUCAGCGGCGCCACAACGGGAACAGGCGGGCGGAUCCGGGACGUGCAGUGCACGGGGCGUGGGGCCCACGUCAUCGCCGGCACGGCUGGGUACAGCUUCGGAAACCUGCACAUCCCUGGCUACCCUCUGCCCUGGGAGGACCCGGCAUUGCCCUACCCCCAGAACUACGCCCACCCCCUGCAGGUGGCCAUCAGGGCCAGCGAUGGCGCCUCUGACUACGGCAAUAAGUUUGGGGAACCUGUCCUGGCUGGGUUCGCCCGUUCCUUCGGCCAGCAGCUCCCCAACGGGCAGCGCCGCGAAUGGAUCAAGCCCAUCAUGUUCAGCGGGGGGAUUGGCGCCAUGGAGGACAUUCACAUGCGCAAGGAGCCCCCCAAGCCUGGGAUGCUGGUGGUGAAAGUGGGGGGCCCCGUGUACCGGAUCGGAGUCGGGGGGAGCUCAGCCUCCUCCAUCCAGGUGCAGGGGGACAACGCCAGCCAGCUGGAUUUCGGGGCGGUGCAGCGGGGGGACCCCGAGAUGGAGCAGAAGAUGAACCGGGUGCUGCGGGGCUGCGUGGAGAGAGGGAAGGCCAACCCCAUCUGCAGCCUCCACGACCAGGGGGCCGGAGGCAAUGGGAAUGUGCUGAAGGAGCUGAGUGACCCAGCCGGGGCCGUGAUCUACGCCAGCCGCUUCCAGCUGGGGGACCCCACGCUGAGCGUGAUGGAGAUCUGGGGGGCCGAGUACCAGGAGUCCAACGCCCUCCUGCUGCGCCCCACCGACGUCGCGCUGCUGCAGCGCCUGGGCCAGCGCGAACGCUGCCCCGUGGACGUCGUGGGCACCAUCACCGGGGACGGACGGAUUGUGCUGGUGGACGACCUGGAGGCCCCGGUGACGGAUGUGGUGCCGGUGAAGCCCAGUGGGAAGAAGAGGCCGAUCGAUCUGCAGCUGGAGGACGUGCUGGGCAAGAUGCCACAAAAGGAAUUUGUCUUGUCCCGCCACAGCCCAGCCCUCCGCCGCCUGUGCCUGCCCCCUGGGCUGAGUGUGGAGGACGCCCUGGAGCGGGUCCUGCGGCUGCCGGCCGUGGCCAGCAAACGCUACCUGACCAAUAAGGUGGACCGGUCGGUGACGGGGCUGGUGGCCCAGCAGCAGUGCGUGGGGCCCCUGCACACACCCCUGGCCGACGUGGCCGUGGUGGCUCUGUCCCCCUUCGAGACGGUGGGGGCGGCCACGGCCCUCGGGGAGCAGCCGCUCAAGGGACUGAUCGACCCGGGCGCGGGGGCCCGGCUGGCCGUGGGCGAGGCGCUCACCAACCUGGUCUUCGCCCGCGUCACCGAUCUGCGGGACGUGAAGUGCAGUGGGAACUGGAUGUGGGCGGCCAAGCAGGCGGGCGAGGGCGCGGCGCUGGUGGAUGCCUGUGGGGCCAUGUGCGAAGUCAUGGCCCAGCUGGGGGUGGCCGUGGACGGGGGCAAGGACUCGCUCAGCAUGGCGGCCCGCGUGGGCACGGACAUCGUCAUGGCGCCCGGGACAUUGGUUGUCUCAGCCUAUGCCGUGUGUCCGGACAUCACGGCCACCGUCACACCCGACCUCAAGUGCCCCGAUGGCAAAGGGGCCCUACUGUACGUGGAGCUGUGCCCGGAGCGGCACCGGCUGGGAGGCAGUGCCCUGGCGCAGUGCUACUCCCAGCUGGGGGAUUGCUGCCCAGACCUGGAGAACGCGGACACCCUGGCAGCCUGCUUCCGCCUCACCCAGCAAUUGCUGCAAGAGUCGGUGGUGAGCGCUGGGCAUGAUGUGAGCGAUGGGGGGCUGGUGACCUGCCUGCUGGAGAUGGCCUUUGCCGGGAACUGUGGGCUGCAGGCCGAGCUGGUGGCACCCGGGGCCAGCGCCCUAGAGGUGCUGUUUGCCGAGGAGCUGGGCCUGGUGCUGGAGGUGCCCUGCGCUGUAGCAGGAGACGUCUGCAGACGGUACGAGGAGGCUAGAGUGCGGUGCCUGCCCAUCGGGCACACUGGACCCCUGGGCCCCCAGUCCCUGGUGCGGCUGCGGGUGAACGGGCAGGAGGAGCUGGCGCGGCCCGUGGGUGAGCUGCGCGCCCUCUGGGAGGCCACGAGUUUCCAGCUGGAGCGGCUGCAAGCAUCGCCUCACUGCGUGGAGCAGGAGGAGAGGGGGCUGGCGCUGCGCCAGGGCCCCACCUUCACCCUGACCUUUGACCCCGAGGUCAAGCCCCUGCUGCUGUGCCAGAUGGCCCAGCCAGGCCCGCGCGUGGCCAUCCUGCGCGAGGAGGGCAGCAACGGGGACCGCGAGAUGGUGGCAGCUUUCGUCAUGGCGGGGUUCCAGGCCUGGGACGUGACCAUGCAGGAUCUUUGCGCAGGGGAGGUGACUCUGGAGUCGUUCCGCGGCCUGGUCUUUGUGGGGGGCUUCAGCUACGCGGACGUCCUGGGGUCUGCCAAAGGCUGGGCAGCUUCAGUGACCUUCAACCCCCGGGCACGGGCCCAGUUCGAGGCGUUUCGCCGGCGGAGGAACACGUUCAGCCUGGGCGUCUGCAACGGCUGCCAGCUGAUGGCGCUGCUGGGCUGGGUGGGGGGCGAGAGCCCCCAGAGCGACCCCACGGGUGGUGCCGUCCGUCCCGGGGUGCUGCUGACCCCCAAUGAUUCGGGCCGUUUCGAGUCGCGGUUCGUGGCGCUCGCCAUCGAGGAGAGCCCGGCAGUGAUGCUGCAGGGCAUGGCUGGCUCCACCCUGGGAAUCUGGGUGGCGCAUGGAGAAGGUCGGAUGCGGUUCCGCUCCCCCGAGGUGGAGGCUGCAGUGACGUCAGGGGGAUUGGCCCCGCUGCGCUACGUGGAUGACCAGGGCCAGCCCACCCAGGAGUACCCCCUGAACCCCAACGGCUCCCCACUGGGCAUCGCCGGACUCUGCUCGCCCGACGGGCGUCACUUGGCCAUGAUGCCCCACCCCGAGCGCUGCGUCCUGCCCUGGCAGUGGGCCUGGAUGCCGCCCGCCUGGCGCCGCACCAUGGAGGUCUCACCCUGGUUGCGCAUGUUCCAGAACGCCUGCGAGUGGUGCCUGCGCCACCCUGAGGGGGAGUCCUGACCGCGGAUCCCAGGCGCCAGCCGGAUCUCAGAUCCAAAGGACCAGCAAUUCCUAUGGAAUUUAAUACCCGGCUCUGACGAGAGACUGAGCACUGCUGCUGCUCGUCCAUUUGUGCAAAGGAAAAACUCGUUUUUAAACUGGACCUCGAUUUUGUUAAACAAGAAGAUUCUUUUCCCCAACAAUCAGUAUUGUCUGUGGCUGCUUGAAGAGGUUUAUUUCACAGUAUCCUGAAGAGUAUAGUGCCACAGGGACCAAUUAUAUACCUUUUUUUAUUACUUCAUUUGGAUAUGUUUUAUACUUAGAGACAAACGUUUCAGAGAGAGAGAGAACAUUUAACAAUUAUGACAGGAGCAGAACACUUUAAUUACAUCAAUUAUCUAUGACUACCCGUAAGACAAAGGGGUGGGCUGUGUGAGUGUUUGCAGGAUUUGUUCUGUUCCAAGAGCCGAGUUACUGGGUGGACAUUUGACCAUGCAGACUAUUAGGUGUUUACGUUUGUUACUGUCCUUGGGCCUCUGGUGUUUCUGUUUCUGACUCAGCUACUAACUAAAUUUGUAACUCUUGCCUAACAGUUCCCUCCUGUUUGACAAAUCGGACUCCUAGAUGAGAUGUAGUCAAUACUUAAAUGCUUUUGCUAUACAUGAUCGGUCUUAGGGUUACCCAGGGGAGGUGGGAGGGUGGUUGGGGGCAGAGGUAGGAAGCAUAAUGAGAUUUUUAAGCAUGUUUUGUUUUGCAAUGUUAAAUAGGUCACGAGCUAGCAGAUCACAAGCACGGCCUUUAGCUUGUGACUUGGCCAGGUUGACUAUAGCAUCUGAGGUUUUUUUUAAAUGAUUUGGUAAAAAUCCUUUAUUGCUACAUUAAUUGCAGUAAGAGCAUAGGAUAAACCUGUGUUAGUAUGUUUAAGGGCUUGGCUGGUUUGGGCUUUUGACCCAAGAAUUGUAUGACCUUUCAGAAUUUAGGUUAAGCAUAUUUAGUAUAGAAUUGGUGCUUUUAAAAAGUCCACCAAUAUCACCUAAGAGGCUAUGUUUUUGUUUUUGGCUGUGCGGGCCUGAAUAACAUAUUGGUGCAUUAAAAACUGUAGCUGGUCCUGGAGCCAUUGCAGGGAGUUGGGGUGGUCUGAGCAUACAUUUUGCAAGAGUGCUGAAAAAUUGGACAAAUCAUAUUUAACCUGAAUAGAGACCAUAAGGGCAUUAUGCAAAAGUGUUUUGAUGGGGCCUACUUGAAUAAUGCCAUCUGGUUGGGUAAGGUACAAUGCCAGACAGGUAGUAGGCAGAGUUAGGUUGUAACAUCGUAUAUUAGUACAAUGUACACAUGGUUAAACGUUUACGCAGUUUUCCUGACAAUAAUGUCCCUCCAUCCCAGGCUCCCAUAGCAGAGGAGGAACAUCUGUUCAUCCCGCAUUUACAGACCCUGUUAGGUUAAUGAAAAGUACCCAACUCUCCCACAAACAUUCACACCUAUACUCUCCCAACCCAUGAGCGGCCUCAAAUGUUGUGAAUUUUGACGGAUCCAUUCGAGGCCCUGGAAAUAGAAUGGUUCGUUUGUUUUAGGGGGGGUAUUGACACUUUUUUUUUUUUUCCCCAAACAUUUUGUGAUUUUUGCAUUUUGAAAUUGGGGGGCCUAUAUGAGUGUGCCCACAUCCCAUGAAUCUAAAUACCCAGGUACAGUUUAGAUCCAGUGAGAUACAGGGAGGGAGCCGAAGACUGCUCCCGGCCUGUGGUAGUCAGAUCGGGCCCUUGGAGCUUGGAUGUUUUUGGAGGUGAGCUGUAACCACGAUAGGUCCCAGGUAAUUCCGUCUGGGGGUAAGCCAAGUGUCUGUUUUUUUUACGCACUUGCCGCUACCUUCUGUAGGGAGUUGCAUAUACUGGCCAGCUUUGAAGCAGGUGUCUCGUGUGACAUUUCCCAAGGAGGCUGCAUCAGGUAUAUUUACCAAGAGGAUUAAUGUGGGUAGCCACAUUUGUUACUCAGGAGGAAACAAAACAAAUUUAUUUAUACAUUUUAAUUUUAGUUUCAUGAACUUACGUUGGGACUCCUUGCACCUUUACAGAGGUAUCCGUAUGGGCCAAUAUCCUGUGCAGACCGGAGUAGUUUGGCUGAAGUACCCCGGGGUUGUAUGUCCUUAUUAUAACCUGAUCUCCUUCCUCUACAUCCGUAGCGGUGUGAUAGUCAAUGGUAAGGCCCCAGGAGCCAUGAAGUUGUUGUUUUUUUUUAACCAGCUAGAUGGGAGAGUUGGUGGGGGAGGAACAGGGAACCAGUAUGCCUUGCUGAAGUAAAGAGUGAAUAAUGUCACCUACCGUGUCCACGGCCUCAGGUUUGAGAGGGUAUUGCUUGGUAGGUGGAGGGAGUUGACUGGUAACCUGGAUGGGUGGGCAGAGAUGAGCAGGCACCAAACUGCAAGACAGCUUAUUCUCUGCCCAAACAGAGGGAACCUGGAACGUAAUUCUUGAAAAGGAUUAGAGGUCUCCCAAAUGAGAGCCAUGGGUUUGACAGUUGGUUGAGAUACCGGUUGGGGCCGGUUGCCCAGGGCUUGGGCAUUCAGCUGCCAGUGACGGGUCUCCCCACAUACAGAACACUGUAAGGUGGUGGAGGCGGGACCCCAGGACCAGAUCGAAAGGGCAGUGAAGUACUGCGGGGAUUCAACUGGCCACGUUUCUGUCCCUGACUCGGCUUUUGGGCCUUGUGCCUGCAGUUCUUUUGGGUACGCCUGAGACACCCACAAUUAUAACAAGUUACGUUACCUUUUGCUGUUACCACAGAAACGCAAGUAGACUUGCUUUUUAUAUUUUUAGUUUGUCUGGCUUUGCAUUUAGAGGCCCAGAUACAGGUACACAUACACGGGGGGGGAGAGAGAGCUCAGUGGUUUGAGCAUUGGCCUGCUAAACCCAGGGUUGUGAGUCCAAUCCUUGAGGGGGACACUUAGGGAUCUGGGGCAAAAAUGUGUCUGGGGAUUGGUUGUGCUUUGAGCAGGGGGUUGGACUAGAUCUCCUGAGGUCCCUUCCAACCCUGAUAUUCUAUGAUAAUUAGAGCCUGGGUUCACUCCCAAGUUAAGGGCUGUUUGCAGGUGGGAGUUAAAACCUUCCUUUAACAUUUUUAGAAAUGCCUGAUCAGUUUUCUUUGGAUUGGCAAGUGAGAUCUUUCAGUAAGCCCCUCGUUUCCUCUGUGCUGAGGGGAGUGUACUUAUAAGUUUUAUGAGCCAUUCUGUUAUCUGCCCGCCCUGGUCACCGGGUGGUUACUUGGAGAGGAGCCAGGGGAGCGCUGGCAUUUAAGUCUAGGUUAAAAAGGAGGGGGGCGGGGGGGAGGAGGCCAAUUAUCCCAGUUUUCCCCCUGUGUGUGCCAGGUUCCAAUCCUGGAUUUGUUUUUUAAGGUGUUUCCAAUUGAUUUCAUUUUGGUCUUUAUCAGUAUUGCUGCCUGAACUAGUCAGUAAAAUUACCCUUUUGUUGUAUGCUAGCAGCAAUCCGGCGGGCAGAGGAGCUGCUUUCUUUUCAGAGUACUGUUUUCUGCUUGAAGUUCAGUUAAUUUAUGGUUUAAAUUUGUUUUUUGGUUCA